AUGAGUCUGACGACAUUCGAACGACCCGGGAGCAAUAAGUUCCCCCGCUCCGACGAACUUGUGGUGUUGGAACUAUCAUCACAACAGUCCUCGCGCGGUGAGCGAUAUUUGUCUUUUACGCCCACCACAUCCCUGCGCUCUUGUUCUUCUCUUUAUUGUAUCGUAAUGGACGCAAGGCUUCGUAGAGUCAACAAGGAGAUUGCAGAUUGCAAGAACGACAAGACUUCACAAAUCAAGAUCGAACUCAUUGACGAAAACCCGUUCCAUCUGAAAGGAUCAUUUCCUGGGCCUCAGGAUACACCCUAUGAGGGAGGUCACUUUGAAGUGGACAUCGUAAUCCCAGAAUCAUAUCCGUUCCAACCCGUGAAGAUGAAAUUCAUAACGAAAGUCUACCAUCCGAAUGUUUCCUCUGCAUCUGGCGCGAUCUGCCUUGAUAUCUUGAAAGACGCGUGGUCGCCGGUUCUGACGCUCAAGUCGACGCUGAUUUCGUUGCAAAGCUUGCUUUGCUCUCCGGAGCCAAGCGAUCCCCAAGAUGCGGAAGUCGCCAAACAUUACAUGACGAGCAAGAGCAGCUUCGAGGACACUGCGACAUAUUGGACCCAGAUUUACGCCGGUGGGCCUGGGCCGAAGGGAAAGGCGGGGAAGGGAGGACCGAAUGGCAAAGACGAAGUGGCUAUGGCUGGAUUAGAGAAGGCACAUGUUGACCGCUUUGAGGCUCUUGGUUUCCCAAGGAACAACGUGAUUGAUACCCUACGACGUCUAAACUAUCGUGGGGCUAAUGUGGCUCAGAUAUCGGAUGACAGAGUGGUCGAAGAGCUUCUGAAGUGA
Molecule: messenger RNA, 828 nt
Organism: Cyclocybe aegerita
Lineage: Eukaryota; Fungi; Basidiomycota; Agaricomycetes; Agaricales; Hemipholiotaceae
Source: the annotation of a GenBank genome assembly